Messenger RNA from Scomber japonicus (chub mackerel), 3608 nucleotides. It is a transcript of the gene tmem168a, whose product is annotated as transmembrane protein 168a. The record is from RefSeq and is a predicted model, not a curated record. NCBI's taxonomy places the organism in Eukaryota, Metazoa, Chordata, Actinopteri, Scombriformes, Scombridae. The transcript is spliced from 6 exons. The coding region runs from base 302 to 2383 and encodes 693 amino acids.
GCUGCUACUUGUUCUUUCGACAGUUAAAGAGACGACACUGAAAGGCGAGUUAGGCGACCGUGAACGAUGAGUGAGGAGGGUGGCUACAGUUAGCAAACUUCCCGGCUGAAGCGCCACAUCGUCAGAAAGUGUCAGCAGGGCCGUGUCGUCAGGAUAUUACUAGGGUUGAUUUUACACAAUGCUAUUAAGAGGUGAAGACCUUUGCAAAUCCACUGUUCACAUGUAGAGAGGGUGACUGGAGUAAACUGACACCCAGAAGCCUCAGCUGAAUCUGGAUUAGUCACUUUUGAAGUCAGUCAUCAUGGCUCAGGAGGAGGAAGAAGAGCAGCUGAUGGUCGAAGGACCCAAGGAGGUGGAUGUGUUUACAUCAGUCCGUUGCCUAGGUUACCUGUCCAGCAUCAACCUCCUUGUGGCAGUAUGUGUCGGCAUGUAUGUACGCUGGGAGGUGACAAGUGAACCGAUGAUUCUGGUCAUCUUCAUCUUGGGUCUCUUCGUGCUGGGAAUAGCCAGCAUCCUCCAUUACUACUUUGCAAUGGAGAAAGCCAGCCUCAGCUUGUUCCAGUUGUGGUUCGGCUUUCUGCUUGGUCUCCUGUGCUUCCUCAACAGCCCCGCCUUGGAUUCAAAUGUCAAGGAACUGGUCACUAACUAUCUCCUCCUGGCCAGUGUAGUCAUGAAAGCAGUAUGGGCUGUAACAGAGCGAGUAUGCAGCUCCGUGCGCUACAAACCCAUUUUGCUAACGUCAGCUGAGCUACUGCAGCUCCUGGGCUUUGGAAUUGCCAGCACUACCAUGCUUCUUCACAAGUCCGUGGCCAUAAUAGGCUUGGUAGUGGCUCUAGGUGCUCUCAUUGUAGACCUGAGGAUGAAAUCCCUUCUGGCUUUGCCCAACCUGGUCAGUUUUGCAUUGGUUACCUCCCUUGUGUUUUUCCAAGCCUUGGGCAUCACAGCCAACCCUUAUGCCUUAGGCUGCUAUCUGGGCAGGCUGCUGUGUGAGCCCAUGCUGGAUGUGUACUUCAGUGGGCUGGGACCCAGUGAGCGUUGGAUGCCAGUGCUCUCCCUGGGGAAGGUGUGGAGGAGGCUGUCCCUGCUGCCUCUCAGUCUGGUUGAGCUGGCCUUCUUCGUCCUGGCAGCCUUAAAGCUGGGCCACUUGGAGCUGUGGUAUCUGGUGAUCCCAGGCUUCUGCCUGUUUGGCCUUUUCUGGUCCAUCUGCCACAUAAUUCUACUGAUCACAAUAUGGGGCUUCCACACCAAGCUCAGCGAGUGUCAGAAGGCCUGGCGGGCCCAGCGAUCCAGUAGCCGGAGUCUGGACCAAGUCAUGGCCUCCAGGGGCAUUCGACACUUCUGCCUCAUUUCAGAACGCUUGGUGUUCUUCAGUCUGCUAUCAACGGUUAUACUAGGGGCUGUGUCCUGGCAGCCCUGGAACGGUCUCUUUCUCAGCGCUCUGCUGGUGGUGCUCCCUUUGGAGUCUCUGGCCCACGGCUUGUUCCACGAGCUGGGCAGCUGCCUGGGGGGAACCUGCGUUGGCUACGCCCUGGUCAUUCCUACGGCAUACUCCAGCGCUGAUGGCCAGCCCACUCUCCUACCAGCUGAGCAUGUACAACAGUUAAACCUGCGCUCCACGGCUAUGCUGAACAACGUGCAGCGUCUCUUCUCCCACCACAUGAUCCAGACAUUUGGCUGUGACUACUCCACCAGUGGCGUAACACUCGAGGCUGUGCAGACCAAGCUGCGCAACUUUCUGGAGCUUCGUACUGCAGAUGGGCCUCGCCAUGACACCUAUCUGAUUUUCUACAGUGGGCACACACACAAAGGCACUGGGGCCUGGGCUCUGGCUGGAGGUGAGAGUCUCCAUCUGGCCCAGUUGCUGGAGUUAUGGAAGGAGAAGAACGCCGGCCACUGCUCCCGUCUCAUCCUCGUCCUGGACACUGAGAACUCCCUCCCCUGGGUCAAGGAGGUGCGUAGAGUGGAGGGUGUCCACAUAGCCGUGCAGGGGGCCGAGCUGUCCGCCACAAGGGUGGACCCGGAGGCCGGCGAAAUCGCCUAUCUUGGGGACUUCACUUCUGAAUGGGUGGAAUUCAACUGCAACCCGGACAGCGACACCCAGUGGUCAGAAAAGGGAAGAACAGUGGCGGCCAUGUAUGGCGUGUCUAAGCGCUGGAGCGACUACACGCUCCACCUGCCUACAGGAAGUGACGUGGCCAAGCAUUGGAAGACCCACUUUCCCAAGGUUACCUAUCCCAUGGUGCACCUCUCCAACUGGUGCUGCGGCCUCAACCUGUUCUGGUUAUGUAGCGUGUGUCUGCGCUGCUUCAGGAGGUGUAAACUAGCUUGGUUCCCACCAGCUGUACUGGACACUGGGCAGGGUAUUAAACUGGUGCACUCAUAGAUAUGUUGGGAAGUUAUCAUGAACAUUUUGACUCAGGCAGUUAAUGCUUUAACAGCUGGGGUACGAGGUAUUUAUAUGAAGGCAAGCGAAUGGUAUAUGCACGCAAAUCUUGGCCUUCAGGCAGUCCACAAAAACUUACAAUGCAUCAUUUUUAUGUGAUAUGAUGCAGAGACAUUGUGCUGUCAAUGUCAUAGCCAAACAUUGACUAAAUAUAAUAUUGGUGUCUUUUAAAGGGAGUGGAAAUCACCUCUUUCUAAUUCAGAAGAGUGGGUGAAAGAAUAUUGAGCUCAUCUACAUUAGUCUGGUGUAUUUAUAUAGGAAGGGAUCAAAAUUUGUUUUAAAAAAUUGUCUUUUUGAAUAAGUUUAUCAUACUUUUGGAGGGUGUGGUAUACUAUUUUGCCAAUACUGCAUUAUUAUUUCUUUAAAAGGGGUUUCUGACAAUCUGUUUUGUUACAUAACUGUUUUUGUUUUUUUUCAAUGAUAUAUUGCCUUUAAAAGUGCCUUUAACAUUUGGGAUCAUCUUUUGUAUUUGUGUAUGUAUUCUUGCCUUACAUUGUAUUUAUAUUUGGAUGGUUUUCGUUGACAGUCUUAACUUCCAACAUGUCAGCUGGGUGGGGGGGGGGGGUUCUGUCUUCCUUAAGCCUCUCAACAGGAUGGACAAAAUGACUCUUGAGGGGGUGAAAUCUGUGACCUUCUGGUUCUGGGACAGUCAAACUACGAGGCCAAGCUCAUUCCCAACACUGGACCUUUCCCUCAUAACUUUCACACUGUUUAAAUAUACAUUUAUUCCUGCAUUGAACAAAGAAAGAUGCACUGGCUGCGAGACAGUAUAUCAUCACCAGAUACUGUCCCUGUCUUGUGCCUCAUCCUGUUUAUUUCCAUGAAUGAAUUAAUCUCAAAGAAGUUAUUUGCUCUGUACAAACACACAUCGCAUUCAAGUUCUCUCGCUGUUGUCCUUGCCAUGCGAUGAAACAGUCAUUUGUCAUUCAAAGCGACAAAGGUAUUUUUUAUUGAUGUGAAAUCGACCAUCUUUUCUACUUUAUUUUGCUGUGUUGCAUCUUUCUCUCGCACACAUCCCUAAGCUAUGUAGUGCAUUGCUGCCUUAAAGAGUGUGAUGUUUCCAAAGAAGUCAAAUGCUAUUUUUCCAUAUGCAAUUCCCCAUGUGCCUCACUUGAGUCCGAAAAUGACAGACCUUAAACUUGGAUAAUAAACUGAUAAAAUAUUA